AUGGCGACCGUGGCUCGUGGACGGCCGGAGGGGAGCGGCGUGGCGGGCGGCGGCGAGCAAGAGCUAGAAGAAGAAGGGGACCGAGAAGAAGCAAAGGUGUUCGAGCUAAUGCGGGACCAGGUGUGGUACAGGCCUUACAUCGGCAUCUACAUCAAACUUAUAACCAUGCUCGGCAAGUGCAAGCAGCCGGAGAAGGCGCACGAGCUCUUCCAGGCGAUGAUCGAUGAGGGUUGUGCGCCCAACCUCGAGUCCUACACCGCCCUAGUCUCCGCGUAUAGCAGGAGCGCCGAUUCCGACACCCCAGGUUGCCAGCCUGAUGUGCAGACGUACUCGAUUCUCAUCAAGUCAUGCUUACACGCUUAUGAUUUUGAGAAGGUGAAGAGUUUGCUGACUGAUAUGGCACGGGCGGGCAUCCGGCCUAACACUGUCACCUAUAAUACAUUGAUCGAUGCCUAUGGGAAAGCAGGAAGGUUUGCUGAGAUGGAAUCAACUCUUCUGAAGAUGUUGUCACAAAAUUGCAAGCCUGAUGUGUGGACAAUGAAUUCUACUCUCAGAGCCUUUGGCAGUAGUGGUCAGCUUGAGACAAUGGAAAGCUGCUAUGAGAAGUUCCAGGCCUCUGGUAUUGUCCCAAACAUUAAGACCUACAAUAUCUUACUCGAUUCCUAUGGUAAAGCCAAAAUGUAUGAGAAGAUGGGAGCUGUGAUGGAGUACAUGCAGAAGUAUUACUAUUCUUGGACAAUAGUUACUUACAAUGUAGUGACUGAUGCAUUUGGAAGGGCCGGAGACCUUGAGCAGAUGGAAUACAUAUUUAGGCUAAUGAAAUCUGAGCGUAUAAAGCCCAAUUGUGUUACACUCUGUUCAGUGGUUAGAGCAUAUGGAAGAGCUGGGGAAGUUAAGAAAAUAAAGACAGUGUUGAAAAAUGUUGAGAAUUCUGACAUAACAUUGGAUAUUGUGUUCUUCAACUGUUUGGUGGAUGCAUAUGGGAGGGUGGGGUGCUUGGCAGAGAUGUGGGAUGUUCUUGAUUUGAUGAAGGAGCACAGAUGCAAACCAGACAAGGUAACAUGCACUACCAUGAUCAAAUGGUUUCUCAUCAAAGGAAUCAACGAUCAUCGUGUUCAGUAUCUACGUGAUCUUAAAGAUGGGCGUGCAACAGAUGAUACAUAG
Messenger RNA from Miscanthus lutarioriparius, 1164 nucleotides. The record is from the annotation of a GenBank genome assembly. NCBI's taxonomy places the organism in Eukaryota, Viridiplantae, Streptophyta, Magnoliopsida, Poales, Poaceae.